CAGGGGCGGACUAACCAUUUGCAAGCUCUGGCACUGCCCGAGGGCCCGGAGUCAGUAGGGGGCCACAUGAGAUGCCCUUGGUACCUUUUUCAUAGGCUUUUUUGAGUUUGGGCAAGGACACAGGGGCCCCAUGAUCCCCUAUUGCCCGGGGGCCCCAUGUGUUGUCAGUCCGCCCCUGCUCCUAUGUAAUCUGUGCCCAUCAGUGCCCACCAGUGCCACCCACAAGUGCCCAUCAGUGCAGCCCAGCAGUGCC
This is a messenger RNA of Staurois parvus, 253 nucleotides long. The record is from the annotation of a GenBank genome assembly. NCBI's taxonomy places the organism in Eukaryota, Metazoa, Chordata, Amphibia, Anura, Ranidae.